UAGAGCUGCAGAUACCAACAAAACUGCUGACAAUCAUAGUUACUCUAGUUUUACUAAACUUUACAUAUUUAUGUUUUUAAUAGGAGGACGUACAAGAACAACUGAUGGCUAGCCAAACUGUAUUUGUUCAGUUUCGAUACUGCUCAUUGUGUAGGCUGAAUCAUAAAAAGGGGAAGAGUCAUGUGUAUUCCAAACGUCAUCAAGACUUAGUGUCUAAUGUUCUCAAAAAGUUUUUAAAGAAGAUUAAUGAGGCGAGAACUAGUCUACAAAACCCCAAAGUUCAUGAUACAACUUGGCCAGAAAGGGACAAAAAUUUCUGGUGCUAUUUUUGUCAGUUAGAUGUUGGCAAACACAAACACCAUUUUACAGCCAUGGGUGAAUGCUUCAUUUGUCAUGGAGGACUUCUUGAACACAUCACCAGGAGUGAUCAUGUUGAAAAUACAGUCAAGUUUUUGAAAGAAAACAAAAUAGAUCUAAAGAGAACAUCAGAGUUUGUUUUGUCUUCCACUACUUUCCUCAAAUAUCUUGAAGACUUGGAUGCAGUGUGCUCUAAGUUUUUCAAAGAGCAGAUGGAAACAGUGAAAAAAUUGGCAGCUGAGAUAAAGUCACAAGAUAGGCUACAUCAGCAGAUAGUCAGCUUUGGACUGUUGGACCAGAGUGCAGUCCAGCAGGAGAAGCAUCUGUCUCACUCAGGUGUCCAGGCUUAUAGCCAUAAAACUAACAAUGCUUUCACGGGUGAAGAGGAGAAGGGGAAAAAAACUAUACAAGCAUUUGGCCAAGGCUUGACACCACUUGAGAGAUGUAAUGAAGAUGACACUCUGGGUAACAUCUAUACAAAUGCUCUGCCACCCUGGCUACUACCUGAUAAUGAAGAUGCUGAUUCAUCAGGAAUUAUUGGGCCAACACUGGAAGAUCUGGAGAAGCAUCGUAAACUUGAGAAGAAGAGUCUGCUUCCUGCAUGUCGGGUGGGGGCAAAGUUUGACCACAACACAGAGCAGCUGGAGUCCUGGCUGCCAAAUUUUGGAGGUGUUUGGAAUCAUGGACGUCGCACAAAUUCAGGUAAACAGUUUCAAAGACGCAUGGGCAAAUCAAGAUUUGAAAGUGCAAGCAAAGGAGCUGACUCAGCAAAUCAAAAAUUGUCUUCUACAGCUAGUUAUGAACAUAACCAUGGAACAUCCCAGAAAUUAGCUUCAUGUGAUACAAGCAUGGAUAAUAGUUCAUCAAACCUACAGUAUCCAUCCAAUAAUAACUCAGCUACUUAUCCUCAGAGUGGGAACAUAUCUGCUUAUGGCUCUGCAUCAUCUAAAUCCUCGUAUGGCUCAGCCUCCUCUACAUCAUAUGGCUCAGCUUCAGAAAAUUACAAAACUUAUUCACCAAAUUCUUCUGGCGCCACAGAUCAAGAAACUGAAUUAACCAGAUUUUCUAAUACAUAUGAGGAGCCUACUGUUGUGCACACUACUUUUAAUGUUUCACUUAAACCUUAUGUUCGUAAACGUAAACAUCCCACACAGUGCAAUAAUUCCUCUGUUGAGACAGAUUCACAUAUGCAUCAUCAGACAUACAAUAACACUCACAAUGCAUCAGACUCACAUAUGUAUCAUCAUUCAUACAAUAACACUCACAAUUUCAAUGCACCAAUUGCCAAUAACAACAAUCACAGUUAUAUAAAUCCCACCUUACUUGGAGAAACUGCAGCUUGUUCAGUAUCAGACACAAGUUUUGAAAAACCUGGCCAACUGCAAACAUACACACAUCAGGGUUAUGCAUCAAAAUCUACAAGGGACAAACUAAAAUCUACAUUUACAUUCAUACCUACACCUGUAUUACAGAAGAAAAAUUAAACUCAUUCAAAAAAAGAUUUUUUAUUAAUGCAAACAGAAUGUGGAUCACUGUUGUUUUUUGUU
This is a messenger RNA of Physella acuta, 1904 nucleotides long. RefSeq names its product centrosomal AT-AC splicing factor. NCBI's taxonomy places the organism in Eukaryota, Metazoa, Mollusca, Gastropoda, Physidae. The record is from RefSeq and is a predicted model, not a curated record.